Fukomys damarensis (Damara mole-rat) is the source of this 549-nucleotide messenger RNA. It is a transcript of the gene Mlana, whose product is annotated as melan-A. The transcript has 5 exons. The record is from RefSeq and is a predicted model, not a curated record. Gene Ontology annotation, cellular component: melanosome; endoplasmic reticulum membrane; trans-Golgi network. Lineage: Eukaryota; Metazoa; Chordata; Mammalia; Rodentia; Bathyergidae. The coding region runs from base 179 to 535 and encodes 118 amino acids.
CAGACAACCCUGUCAGGGACCCAAACUCGUGACUAUCGUGGGACUCAAGAUCAAGAAAAAAAGUUUUUUUGUUUAAGACUAAGAGUCAGAGCAGCAGUCUUCUCACACACCAUACACACAGCCGGUCAGCGGGUGAAGGGCAACAUCAACAAGGAAGGUGUGCCUCUGACACCACAAGAUGCCACAAGAAGAGGGUCACUUCAGCCGCGGCUAUCCCAGGAAGGGUCACGGCCACGCUUACAUCACAACCCAAGAGGCUGCAGGGAUUGGGCUCCUGACAGUCAUCCUGGGAAUUUUACUGCUCAUUGGCUGCUGGUAUUGUAGAAGACGAAGUGGAUACAGAACCUUGAAGGACGAAAGCCUUCAUGCUGGUGUUCAAAGUACAUUACGGGGAAGAUGCUCACAUGAAGAGCUUGGUUAUGUGGACACCAAACUGACCUUACAAAAGAAAAAUUGUGAACCCCUGGUUCCUAAUGCUCCACCUGCUUAUGAGAAAUUCUCCAGAGAACAGUCACCACCGCCUUACUCACCUUGAGAGCCAGCAAGCUG